Molecule: messenger RNA, 5175 nt
Organism: Candida tropicalis MYA-3404
Lineage: Eukaryota; Fungi; Ascomycota; Pichiomycetes; Serinales; Debaryomycetaceae
Product: putative ubiquitin-protein ligase
Exons: 1
Coding region: 1-5175 (1724 amino acids)
Biological process (GO): protein polyubiquitination; proteasome-mediated ubiquitin-dependent protein catabolic process
Cellular component (GO): nuclear speck
Molecular function (GO): ubiquitin protein ligase activity
Source: RefSeq, a predicted model, not a curated record
AUGGCCAAAAAGGAAAAGAAUGAUAAGACCAUAGGAGAUCCAUUCAAUCGCAGUUCAGACGACAAUAUGAGUAUUCAAGAUGCAGAGGAUCAAGAUUCAAGUGAUAACGAAGAAGAAUCAUUGAUAAGACUAUCUAUGCAAGCACAACACAGAAGAACAUCUAAGAAUCAAUACAAUAGUGAUAGCGAUAGAGGAAGUGUUGAAUUUGAAGAAGUAGCUAAUGUUCCCGGCAUAGAUGAUAGCAUAGAGGAAGAACUCAUUGCUGAAGAGGAUGAUGAGAAUGAUGAUGACGAAGAAGAAGAUGAAUUUGAUGACAGUCAUGAUUCGCACGACCAUAGUGGCGAUUUUGAGGGAGAUGAGGAAGAUGAACUAGGCAUGAUGGAAACUUCUGAUUUCUUACGUCGUUUAAUUCAAGGUAGAAGAGUAAGAACUACUGAAAUUCCAACUUCAGGUGGCGAUAAUGCUGACAGAUACUCAAGAAAUUCUCAUAGCCAAAGUCAUGAUGAUGACGACGAUGACGAGAUGAACGAUAUUGAUAUUGAUGAUGAUGAUGACAACGAUAGAAACAGAGAAAGAAGAGAUCGCGGAGAAGAAGAAGAAGAAGAAGAAGACGACGGAGAAGAUGACGAUGAUGAAGAUGACGAUCCUCGUGCCGAAUUUUUGAGAGCAAUAGGCGCACUCGCUGGUGGUGGAAAUAGAAAUGGAAAUGAUGCAGAAAAUUCUACUGGUAACGGAUUUGUAGAUGUCAUGCAAAGACUAAUGGGCGGUGGUAUAAUAUUUGAUGGUGGAUCAGCCCGUGAUGGUGGUGAGUUAGAUGCAUUAGUAAAUAACUUGAGUCAAAGAGAUGAUACUUACAUAAUUCUUGAGUCAUUAAACGAGUUGAGUGAAAGAUUAUUGAUGAUGAAUGGUUUAACCGCAGAGAGACUAAUUCCAGCAAAUAAACUAGCAAAGAAUCUUGUUGAUAUAAUGGAAGAUCCUAAACUAGAUGAAGAAUUGGAAUUGCAUUUAGUUGCUUGCCGAUGCUUGUAUAAUUUUUUGGAGGUUAACCAAGAUUUCAUCCAUGAUGCUUUGAAUAAUAACGCCAUCCCAGCAUUAUGCAACAAGUUGUUGGAAAUCAAGUACAUUGAUUUAACAGAACAAGCAUUGCAAACUUUGGAAAUGAUCUCCAGGGAUCCUAUUUCUCACAAUAGCAUUGUGUCACAUAAUGGGCUUACUGCAUGUUUACAAUAUUUGGAUUUCUUGACAAUACAUGCCCAAAGAAAAUGUUUAACCAUUGUCUCAAAUUCAUGUACUAAUAUCUCCAUUGCCAAUUUCCCUAAGAUCAAAGACGCUUUCAGCAGUAUUGCAGAAGUUGUUAGAAAUUAUAAUGAUAAAAUUGUCGUUGAAAAUGCAUGGUUGACUAUCUCAAGGAUAAUAAUGUGUUUUAAAAACAAACCCGAGUUAUUGAAUGAACUAUUCGCAGAUAAGGAGUUACUUUUGAAGGAGUUGACGAAAGUUAUCUGGCUCAGUUGUAACAAAUCACUGAAUACUGGUUCUGAAUCAAGUCAAGUGACAUUGAAUUACGGUUCCAAUUUGAGUUUAAUCAAAUCAUUAAUUGUAUUGGCCAGUGUGAGUGUUGAUGUUUCUAGAAUUUUAAUCACCGAAUGUAAUAUUGGGUCAGUGAUAGUUAAGUCUUUGAAUAAAUAUUCUAAACAAAGUCCUGAUGUUGAUUUAUCUGGAACAGAAAACAUCUCGAUUGAAGCUUUAAUGUCCGCUCCAAAGGAUUUGAAUUCCCAGUUUUUGAGUUUAAUUGGUUAUUUGUUACCAAUAACAUAUUCACCAGCAGAGGCAUUAUAUUUAAGACCAAACUUUGAAGAAGAUGAAGAACGUAAAGCUAUCAAUCAGUCAAGAAUUGAAUUAUGCAAAGAUAUUAUACCAAAGGAAUAUUGGAAGUUUGUAAAUGAGAUUUGGUCAUUAUUAAUUCUCAGUUUUCAAGCAACUAUGGAUUUUGAAAUUCGAAGAAAAAGUUUUAUUAAUUUAUACCGUAUUAUUAAUUCCAAUUCUAACGACUUUUCUGUUAUUAAAGAUGUCGAUGAGAUUGCUGGGCUAUUAGCAAACGUUGUCAACCAGUAUCAAUCAAUAGUCACGAAAGAUUUUGCUAAUGCGCAAAAGGAAGAUGAAGAUAUGAUUCAAAGUGAUGAUGAACACGACCAUGGGAAUGAACAUGAACAUGAACAUGACAUUGAUGACAUUGAUGACAUUGAUGACGUUGAUGAUGAUAAUGACGACGACGAUGACGAUGAUGCUGAUGGCGAGACUUACACAUCAACUUUACGUGGAAGAGAUUUAUCACACGCCCGAUACAGUAGUAACUCUACAAGGGGUGCUCCUGAAGAUACAAAUAAACUCAACGCAUUGAUGUUGCUUUUUAGUGCAUUGAAAAUAAUCAAGGUUUUGCUUGAAAAAGCUCCAUUUAUAUUCAUUGGCGCAUUUGAGAAAGAAGGUCUUAUCAAUGAUGUGCUUCUAUUAUCCACUCAAUUAGAAGGUAAGGUUCAAGUCGAUCAACCAGAUCCAAGAUCAACUUUAAAUUCUAUGAUGACUGCAUAUUCAAAUAAAUAUAUCGAUAGUGAAUUCACCAAGGAGUAUGAAUUCAGAUUAUCGAGUAGUGUUAUUUACUCCAACAUAUUAUUUAUUGCUACCGCUAUUGAUAGUUUAUACAAUGAAGGCAAAGAUAUCGGUUCCCAGAUCGUUUCCGACAACAUGAGAGUAUUACAGGACAUUAAAGUAACGUUGUCUGAUAGCAAGAGAAUCAAGUCAUUUAGUUAUGAAGAAUGGUCAUCAUUAUGGGAUAACUUCAAACUGGUUUUUUCUGGUUCGUCAUCCAUAUCUAGUUUUGAAUUAAUUUCCUCCGGCAUAAUAGAGCUUUUAACGAAGUUUCUCAGCAUGGAACAAGGAGUCGGGUGUAAUGACUGUUACCUCUCAUUCAAGAAUGCAUUUUUCCAUGAUCAAUCCGGGAAAAUACUUGUACAUAAAUUGCAAGAAUCAUUAACGAGAUCUGAAUCGUUUGACAUUGUUUCUGCAAAUUCAAAUAGCAGUCAAUCAACAUAUAUCCGUGAACAAAACCAAGCUUCAAUAAUGGCAAAUCAAAUCAAGUUAAAGUUAAUUGCGGAAAAUGAUUCCGAUGACCUGCAGCAGCUUUCACGAAUUCCAGGCAACAUGCAAAAUAUGGUUUUAUCAGUUCAUGCCAUUGCUACCUUCAAGUCGAUAUUUGCAUUCUUAAAACAAAGAUUUAAGUUUAUUGAAGAAAUUGGUUCACUUACUAGAGCUAAUAAUCACGAUGGCACGAACGAUGAUAAUGAUAACACCGAUGAAGAUGGUGAAAGAAAGUCGGAGUUGAAUAUUGAAUUUUUGAUCAACGGAGAAGUCAUACCAAACGAGACCACCAUUUAUGGUGCAAUUUAUCGCUCAUUGCAAGACAAACCGGACGAAAUAAUCGACCCAAGCAGAAUUUGGUCAUCUAUUCACAACAUUUCAUAUAGAAAAAUCAGUUCUGAAGUCAGCAAGGAAAAUCCAUUUACAAACUUUGCUUUACAAAAUACUGACAGCGAAUUAAAUGCUUAUGAUGGCACCACCAUCAGUAUUUUGAAAUUAUUGAAUGACUUGUAUCAUAUGAACAUCAAUACUGGAGCGGUGCCGAAUAAAGAUUUCACUAAUUGGAAAUUGACUGUUAAGUUGAAUAGACAAUUGGAAGAGCCAUUAGUUGUUGCAAGUGGAACAUUGCCAGGAUGGAGCAUUCAUUUAACUAAAAGAUUUCCAUUCAUAUUUCCAUUGGAAACCAGAAUAUUCUUUUUGCAGUCAACUUCAUUUGGGUAUUCAAGAUUGAUCCACCAAUGGCAAUUACGUACAAACCAAGGUAACGAAGAGAACGGUAACUCGAAUAACAACCCACAUGGUAAUCAAAGAUUACAAUUGGGUAGACCAACAAGACAUAAGGUUAGAAUAUCAAGAAAAAUGAUGUUGCAAAGUGCAGUGAAAGUUUUGGGAAUGUAUGGGUCUACACCAAGUAUACUAGAAAUUGAAUAUUUUGAUGAGGUUGGUACUGGUUUAGGUCCAACUUUGGAAUUUUACUCGACUGUAUCUAAAGAAUUUUCCAAGAAAAAGUUGAAAUUAUGGAGAGAUGAGGAACCUGGUGCUGCGGAUGACAAUGCAUAUGUUGUAAAUAAACAAGGAUUGUUUCCAAUGCCAAUGGAUAAAUCCCAGAUUGCCAGUGAGAAUGGUAGAAAAGUGUUGUACUUUUUUGCUUCCUUAGGGAAAUUUAUUGCCCGAGCACUAUUGGAUUCUAGAAUCAUUGAUUUUAAUUUCAACCUUGUUUUCUUGCUGUUGAUUCAAAUGUUGAACAAGAAUUAUGGCGGUUCGUCCAAAAGUUCACAACAAAAAUUGCUAAAGUCAAUGGCUAAUUUAAACAAAUUACGUGUUGUUGAUCCCGGAUUAGCUGAUUCAUUAGAGCAUUUGUAUAAAUAUGUGAAACAGUUCAAAAAUUGUGAAGAUAUUCAUCAAGUUACCGUUGAUGGAGCAACAGUUCAAGAUUUGGCAUUAUUUUUCGAGUUACCAGGGAAUCCAGAUUAUGAAUUGAUUCCUAAUGGUGGAAAUACUCCAGUUACUGCAGAAAAUUUAGAACUUUAUCUCAACAAAGUCCUUGAAGCUACUUUAUAUUCGGGUAUUAUUAAUCAGACUAAAGCGUUUAUGGAAGGGUUUUCCAAAGUAUUCCCAAUCAACUCAUUGAUAAUAUUCUCCCCACCUGAAUUGGUUGAAUUAUUUGGUAAUGCUGAAGAGGAUUGGUCAUAUGAUAGUUUAACUUCAGGUAUUAUUGCCAAUCAUGGAUACACAAAGGAAUCACCAGCAAUCAAGUCAUUAAUUAAUAUAUUGGUUAAUUUCGAUAAAGAUGAAAAGAGAGAAUUUUUGCAAUUCUUAACAGGGGCUCCGAAAUUGCCAAUUGGAGGAUUUAAAGCAUUAAGACCCGAAUUGACUGUUGUUAGAAAACAUGCUGAAGACGGGUUAAAAGAUGAUGAUUAUUUACCAAGUGUCAUGACAUGUGCCAAUUAUUUGAAAUUACCAAAUUAUUCAAGUGAAAAAGUAAUGAAAGACAAAUUACUAAAAGCUAUUAGAGAUGGUGCUGGAGCUUUCUUAUUGUCAUAA